Messenger RNA from Cheilinus undulatus (humphead wrasse), 7102 nucleotides. It is a transcript of the gene gli3, whose product is annotated as GLI family zinc finger 3. Gene Ontology annotation, molecular function: DNA-binding transcription factor activity, RNA polymerase II-specific; RNA polymerase II cis-regulatory region sequence-specific DNA binding. The coding region runs from base 448 to 5337 and encodes 1629 amino acids. The transcript is spliced from 15 exons. The record is from RefSeq and is a predicted model, not a curated record. NCBI's taxonomy places the organism in Eukaryota, Metazoa, Chordata, Actinopteri, Labriformes, Labridae. Gene Ontology annotation, biological process: smoothened signaling pathway; regulation of transcription by RNA polymerase II. Gene Ontology annotation, cellular component: nucleus.
GUCCCACACUUCGCCCUCUCUCUUCUCCUGGCGUAAAAAAAGCGCUCUAAAUGUAACAACAACUCUCCACGCGCUUCUUCUCUGACGCUUCUGUUGGUUUUACGCACAUCUGCGCUCUGCUCUCGGCACACUUUUCAUCGGCUCGGAGCUUCAUGGUGUUGUUGGUCCGGCGCUGGCUCAACACACACACAAACUGUGAGGAAGAGGAGAAAGACAGGCAAGAGGAAAAACUCUGGCAGCAGCGCCGUGUUGGAGUUGGAGUUGCGGCUUAAAAAAAAAAAAAAAAAAGAAAAGUACGAGGCAACUCCAGAGGCACAUCUGCAACUUAGCAAGAGAAGACAAAGACUAAUCAUUUCUUUUUGAAGACACAAAGUGAAGAAUCGAAGGGGGAGUCACCCAGGAAGAAUUAUUCCGUCUCCAUGAGGUGUUGAGGAAUGAGCAAUUGCCAUGGAAACCCAGUCCCAGGCCAGUUCAGCAGCUGAGAAGAAGAAGAGGGUGGAGACCAUCGUGGCAACCAAAGGCUCAUCAGCGCGCAAUGACAUCAGCGAGAAGGCGGUUGCCUCCAGCACCACGUCAAACGAGGAUGAGAGUUCGGGCACGCCUUACCACCGUGAGAGACGCAAUGCCAUCAGCUCCCAGGCCCCGACGCCCGGCGACAGGACCAUAAGCGAGGAGCCGUCCACCUCCACAGAAGAGCGGCCAUCUCUGCUCAAGAAGGAGCUGCACAGUUCGCUUCCUCAUCUGUCUGACCAUGCCCUGCCGUACCGAGGCACGCUGUUCGCUAUGGACCCCCGCAACGGCUACCUGGACUCACACUAUCCUACACCACAGUUCUUCCCGACCUUCCAUCCUCCCGUGCCAAUCGAUGACAGACAUACGCAGGGACGAUACAUCUACGAGCCCUCCCCUGUGCCCCCUAUUCACGUGCCUCCUGCACUGGCGGGCAGUCCAGCUUUCUCUGACAUCUCCCUCAUCCGGAUCUCGCCCCAGCGGAACCCCUCUGUGGGGGCGGAGUCACCCUUUCACCCUCCACACUCUUACAUCAACCCGUACAUGGACUACAUCCGCUCGCUCCACAGCAGCCCCUCCAUCUCUGUUCUGUCGGCCACACGGGGGCUCAGCCCUGCAGAUGCCCCUCACACAGGUCUGACCACAGCUGAAUACUACCACCAGAUGGCUCUGCUUGCGGGCCACCGUAGUCCUUACACCACCGACCUUCUCCCCUCUGUGGCAUCCACAGCUGGUGCGAGCAGUGCCAGCGCCCUGCACAUGGAGUACCUGCAGGCCAUGGAGAACUCGCGUUUCCCCAGCCCCAGGCUGCCAUCACGUCCCAGCAGAAAGCGCCCUCUGCCCAUCUCGCCGCUCUCUGAGCACAGCUUUGACCUGCAGACCAUGAUCCGACACUCACCUAACUCCCUCGCCACUAUGCUCAACAACUCCCGCUCCAGCUCCUCCACCAGCGGCUCCUAUGGCCACCUCUCUGCCGGAGCCAUCAGCCCAGCGUUGAGCUUCGCCUACCCUCCAACUCCAGUGGCGCUGCACGUUCACCAGCAGCUCAUGAGCCGCCAACCGGGCAUCGUGGGCUCUGCUUUCGGCCACAGCCCGCCUCUCAUCCACCCAUCCCCGGCCUUUGCCACCCAGAGGCCCGUACCCGGCAUUCCCCCCUCGGGGCUUAGCGCCAGCGAGCGCUCAACCCUCUCCAACGACUCCUCACAGACCAAACCAACAAGUGAAUCUGCAGUGAGCAGUACAGGAGACCCCAUGCACCACAAACGCUCCAAGAUGAAACCAGAGGAAGAGCUUCCAAGCCCAGGAGCAGUGAGCGUACAGGACCAUCCUGAUGGGAUGACCCUGGUGAAAGAGGAAGGGGACAAAGAUGAGAGCAAACAGGAGCCAGAGGUGGUUUAUGAGACAAACUGCCACUGGGAGAAUUGCUGCCGUGAGUUUGACACACAGGAGCAGCUAGUGCAACACAUCAACAAUGACCACAUACAUGGAGAGAAGAAGGAGUUUGUAUGUCGGUGGGAGGAAUGCUCUCGAGAACAGAAACCCUUCAAGGCUCAGUACAUGCUGGUGGUCCACAUGCGCAGGCAUACUGGAGAAAAACCCCACAAGUGCACGUUUGAGGGUUGUGCCAAGGCGUACUCCCGCCUGGAAAACCUAAAGACCCACUUGCGUUCCCACACUGGAGAAAAACCUUACGUGUGUGAACAUGAAGGCUGCAACAAGGCCUUUUCUAAUGCUUCAGAUCGCGCCAAGCAUCAGAACCGGACACACUCAAAUGAGAAACCGUAUGUAUGUAAAAUCCCCGGCUGCACCAAACGCUACACAGACCCGAGCUCUUUGCGCAAGCAUGUGAAGACGGUUCAUGGGCCAGAGGCGCAUGUUACAAAGAAACAGCGAGGAGAUUAUCCACGCCCUCCGCCCCAACCUAGGGAGCCUGGGGGCAACAGCCAGGGACGGUCCCCAGGGCAACUGCCCCUGGGUGGGUAUACGGACCAAAGGGAGUACAACCAUGCUACCUCAAAACAAGAUGAAUGUCUGCAGGUCAAGUCCAUCAAGACAGAGAAGCCCAUGGCGUCUCAGCCAAGCCCUGGCGGUCAGUCUACAUGCAGCAGUGACCAGUCCCCCAUCAGCACCUAUCCCAGCAGUGGAGUCCAGCUUGCUGUGAGCGCCGGACGCUCACCAGGGGAGGGGCUGGAGGAGAACGAGGAGAAAGAGGAAAAAGAAGAGGAGGCAGAGGAGGAGUGUGAGGGUGAGCCGGCCCCCAUUAUGGACUCCACAGUCUCCACGGCAACAACAGCCAUGCUGACCCUGCAGGCGAGGCGAAGUGUUGGCCGGCCCCUGCGCUGGAUGGAACAUAUCAAGAUGGAGAGGCUGAAGCAGGUGAAUGGUGCGCUGCCCAGGCCGGGGCCCCUGUCCCCUACACCGCCCCCAAAAGGCUCCACAUUACCAACCAUCCUGGGGAAGGGAUCCUGUCUGGGCAGGCAGUGGGGGGUGUCUGCUCCUCAGCCACCUGCUCAUGCUGAGCUUGGCAGCACAGAGCUAACGGUGCUCAAUUUGCUCCGAGACCGACGUGACAGCAGCGGCAGCACCACCAGUUCAGCCUACCUAAGCAGCAGUCGACGCUCCUCAGGCAUCUCCCCCUGCUUCUCCAGUCGACGCUCCAGCCAGGCUUCCCAGAACGAGGGAAUGAUGGCUGCCACUCAGCUCCGCCGCCGGCACAACCUCAGCUCCACCGACUCUUACGACCCCAUCUCCACUGAUGCCUCCCGCCGGUCCAGUGAGGCAAGCCAGUAUGGUGGUGGGGCAGGAGGAGGGGUCGGAGGGGUACCUUUAGCUGGGAGCUGUGGAGGUUUAGGGGGAGUAGGUGUAGGAGGAGGUGGAGGGUCACAGGGGAUGCUCAAUUUAACCCCAGCACAGCAGUAUCAUCUGAAAGCCAAGUAUGCAGCAGCAACUGGUGGCCCACCUCCCACGCCUCUACCCAACAUGGAGCGCAUGAGCUUGAAGACACGCAUGGCUAUGUUGGAUGAUGGAGGCAGCCACUCUUUGCCACCUCUUGUCAGGCCGCAUCGAUGCAGUGAUGUCACCAACGGGUAUACCAAUGGGUACAUGGGACAUUCAGGUUACAGGAGAAGAGUCCUCCUUCCUGGUGAAGGGCCACUGAAUGGGAACCGUAGGGCCAGUGACCCAGUGCGAACGCAGGCUCCUGAUAGUUGUAAUCUACCCACAGUGCAACGCUUCAACAGCCUUAACAACCUCCACCCUCUCCCGCCUCUGUCGCAUUACUCUACACCGGAAACUCGCAACUUCAGCCUACAGAACUACACCCGCUCCGAGGGCAACCUGCAGCGAGGUCUGCAGCACUCACCUUACAAUCCCAGCAUCGCAGAACAUGCAGCCUUGGAAGCUUUGGCCAUGGAGGAUGAUGGAGAGGCUGGUCUGUUGCUUGGGGAUGAGGAUAUGCUACCAGAUGACCUGGUCCAGUAUCUCCACUCACACAAUCAGGUGGACCAUGGCUCCUACAUGCACAUUGAGGACCAAAUAGCUUCUAGCCAAAGGGACAACUCUCAUCCAUCAAUUGAAGAGAUUGACCAGAUCCAGAAUGGGUUGAAUAUUGUCUUACCAGGGUCCCAAUGCCUCCAACAGCAGCAGAUGGUGGAACGGAAGAGCCCAAGCAAGCUUCCAAUCCAGUGGAAUGAAGUGAGCUCUGGAAGUGCUGAAAGGUCUCCUCAUAGGGAACAAAACCACCAGACACAGUGUGGAAGGUGGUCAGGUGCUGAUCAUGGGCAAGCAUCAGCACCUUUUGGGAGGUUUGGAAAUAUGGUUGUCCAGCAGCAAGUGCCCCUUGAUUUCCAGAACAGUUGUGCCCAAGUCAACCAGUCUCAAAGUUCUUGCUGUGUCAAUCCUGGGGUGAAGCUAGAGACAUCAUCUAGGUCCUGCAUGGAUAUCAGAGGUCACAACACUACAAACAUCUUUGGAAGGCCUAACUUUGCACAGAUCAACAAUGGGUCUCUGCAUGGAUUCAAGCAACAGGCCUCUCAUGGACAUCAAAAACAGAGCCACUUCCUGCAGAACCACAGCAGUAGCACCUCUUGCCAAGUUGGGAGCAAUCUAGUCCUUACCAGAGCUUCUAUGGACCAGCUUCCCAGCCUCUCCCAGGGAACAGCUUCUCCACACAAUCGGCAGGUCCAUGCCCCUCGCCCACCUAACAGUCACAGGAACUUUGUCAAGACCCAGCAGUAUCUCAAUUCAGAGAACUCUGGUGAAAUCCAGGGUGGUCUGAACCAGCAGCAGCAGCUUCAGAGAAAUGGUGACCAUUGCUCCCUUGCACAUCAAGUGUCUGGGCUGAAACUGGAGGCCCCAGACAACGGAUACCUAGAGCAAGGCUUUGGUGACAGCCUUUCCUAUGAACCAGCGGAUCACAAGGCCUCCUCAUACUCUGUUCUGGAAGAGCAGUGCUUACUAGACUCAAUCACAGAGUCUGCUGGACAAGGUAGUAACAGUGGAGCUGGGGACUCUGCUGCCCUUCUCUCUCCUGGUGCAGACCAGGUGACAAGCACAGUGGAUGGUAAUGUACCUGGUGUAUUAGAUGAGGGUCUGGACUUUAGCGCCAUGCUAGAGGAUGGCUUUGACCAGGGUAGCCUGGUCUCAGGCGUGUUGAGUCCCUCCAUCUUCCAGGGUCUGUCUAGAACCUCAUCACGGCUUACCACCCCUCGAGCGUCUGCAGCCUUUCACAGCGUGGCUCCUGGCCUGAACAACAUGGCCAUUGGAGACAUGAGCUCUCUCCUCACCACACUUGCUGAGGAGAGUAAGUUCCUGGCGAUCAUGCAGUAGCUGCUCUCUCUCUCAGCUUUCUCCUCUCUUUAGAAAAAGGAAAAAAAGAAGAGAUAAACUCUGGUGUAUGUGAAGAUUAAGACCAAAGUGUCAAUAUGAGAACUAUAUUAUGUACUUAAAGUGUUGUGGAGCAGGCAGUUGCUCAGCCCAUUUAUUUUGUAAAAAUGUCAUCCCACACAGAAAUGGGAUGUGUCAAAAUAAUGUACAGAAAUGGUUGUAUUCCUUUUCUGGAAUGUAGGCUAUUUUUGGAAGCUCUUCUCUUUGUAUAACUUUGAAAUGGUGAGCUAAAGCUCACUUCCUUUGAAACAGUAUUCUGUGUAUUGUCACUGUUUUUGCUGUUAACACUGAUGGUCAAAAUGCAUGUAUUAAAGGUUAUGAACACUGUCUAUAAGUACAUAGACUAGCCCAUGUGCCAAGUAUCUACCAUUCUGGUCCCACAGGUACAAAUCCAUUUUUCUUACAGCAGGUCAAAAGUCGGUCAGCAGCACAAAAGGCCCCGAUGAUAUCUUUAUAUAAGUUUUAAAAAGUGGUGGACUUGAAUCUGUCGUCAUUUUGGUUGUAUGUUUAUUUUGUGAAUCUGUAAAUGUUUCAGUGCUUCUACCAAGUUUUACCAAGUGGUGUUUUAGUAACUGCAGUCUGGUAUCGAGUCCGAAAAAUGGACACAUCAUCCAAGUCUUGGAGGCACCUAGAUAGUUGUCUACUUGAUAUCUAAAUGGCUCAAUUUAGUUAGUCUGCCUAGGUACUCCUAAGUGUAUAUAACAGUGUUUUUAUAGUCUGUGAUUAUCUGAUUAUUGACGUUGGAUUGCACGGUUGCUGGAGCUGAUGUUAAAACGGACAUUUUCUCCUUAAUGAUCAAAGGUCCCAUUUGGUGCUUUAUGUAUGCUUACAUAAAUAGAUAUUUGUACUUCAUGUUUUGAAUCUGUCUUAUGGCCAGCCGUGGUCCACAGCACAUGAAUCCCCCUCCCAUGGUUAUAAAUGCUGUAAAGUGGUGUUUUUUGUUUUCAUAGGAAUUCAUUGGUGUUGUUUUCUCCAAAGCUCUUAAAUUCAGAAUGUGUACUGCCAUCAAGUAUUGCAGUGACUUUGUCAACAGUGUUAGUAUUGCCUUGCAGUCUUGUAUGACUGAACACAAUUUUGAGUAGUUUACCUUUUAUUCAGCGUCAAAGCAAUGAGGUACAAAUUGUUUUGUUGUUCUUUGGUACUUCUGUCAUUUUUGUAGCUGUGCAUUGUUUUUUUUUGUUUUUUUUUUUGCUUUACAAAAAGUAGAAAUCAUUUCCUUUUGAAGGAAGGAAAUUACAUUGAGGUAUGUGCCUUAUAAGUAUCUGCCUGACGGUAAAGAGAAAGAUCACUGCCAAUCUUCCAUUGUGAAUUAUGAAAAAGAGAAACAUUUUAAGUGUCUUUUAAGACCGAAAAAAGAUAAAAUGAUAGAACAUUUAUAUAAGAAAAGUCUGAAUAUUAGAAAAGUUAAGAUUUGCGAAAUGCAUUCUACUUUUCUUUGAUUUUGUUUCUUUUUUUAUGUUUUCACAUUUAUUGUGCUUUUUUAUAUAUAUUGUGUAAAUACAAUACUCUUUCUGUAGGUUUAGCAGAGGAAAUGGGAAGUUUCCAAGGGCCAAUAAAGAACUGACUUUGAAAGCAGGGAUUCCCCGGCCCUGGGCAGAGGCCAGACACAUCUGGCUCAGAGCGGAGCUUUAAGGGCCCAGCACUGCCCUCUGCCAGAAGAGCCACUUUGCUCUUUUAUAACUGACUACAAAUGUUUGUAUGGUUUUAA